AUGGCUCUCAUCGACUACGCCCAAGCGGCGUACCUGGCGUUCGUGGCGUUGCUGUUGGCCCAGCAGAUCCUGCUUGUCGUCGGCAUCCCCUUCGUGUUCAACCUCCUCUGGCAGCUCAACACGUCGCUCCGCCGAGACCGCGUCCCUAUGGUGUUCCACUGGAUCCCCUGGUUCGGCUCCGCCAUCCCCUAUGGGAUGAACCCCUACGGGUUCUUCGAAGACUGUCGCCAGAAGUACGGUGACGUGUUUUCGUUCGUGUUGUUGGGGAGAGUGAUGACGGUAUACUUGGGUCCUAAAGGCCACGAGUUCGUGCUUAACCUGAAACUCCAAGACGUCAGUGCCGAAGAAGCUUAUACCCACUUGACGACCCCUGUGUUUGGUAAAGGUGUCGUGUAUGACUGCCCCAACCACAGAUUAAUGGAACAAAAGAAGUUCGCUAAGUUUGCCCUUACCACCGACUCUUUCCGUCGCUACGUGCCUCAAAUUAGGGAGGAAGUGUUGCUGUACUUUAUUAAAGCUCCUUUUUUCAACAUGAAACUGAAGGACCACGGCGAAGCCAACGUGAUGCAAUCGCAACCGGAAAUCACCAUCUUCACCGCGCUGAGACUGUUGCUCGGGAAGGAGAUGCGCGAACGCUUCGACGAACUGUUUGCCCAAUUAUACCUGGACCUCGACAAGGGUUUUACCCCCAUCAACUUCGUGUUCCCCAACUUGCCAUUGCCGAUGUACUGGAAGCGUGAUGCUGCUCAACAGAAGAUUUCUAGCACUUAUAUGAGUCUUAUCACCAAGCGUCGUCAAACCGGCGACAUCGACCCCAAGCGUGACUUGAUCGACUCGUUAAUGACCCACUCCACCUACAAGGACGGCGUUAAGAUGCUGGACCAGGAGAUCGCCAACUUGCUCAUCGGGGUGCUCAUGGGCGGCCAACACACGUCGGCGGCGACGCUGGCGUGGUUUUUGCUCCACUUGGGUGAACAGCCCCAUCUUCAGGAAGAAUUGUACCAGGAAGUGACCUCGGUGCUUGCCGAAAACGGCGGCAAUUUCAACGACUUGCUGUACGAAGACUUGCAAAAGAUGCCUUUGGUCAACAACACUAUCAAGGAGACCCUCAGAAUGCACAUGCCGUUGCACCUGAUCUUCCGUAAAGUGAUGAACCCCCUCGUGGUCCCCGGCACCACUUACGUCGUGCCCAAGGGCCAUCACGUGCUUGUGUCGCCUGGCUACGCCAUGCUUAGCGAACGCUACUUCCCUAACGCCGACAAGUUUGACCCUCACCGGUGGGACGACACCAAGGUUCGUGACGACAACGACGAGCUGGUCGACUACGGGUUUGGCGCCAUCUCCAAGGGGGUGCUGUCGCCGUACUUGCCCUUCGGCGGUGGCAGACACCGCUGUAUCGGUGAGCAGUUUGCCUACGUGCAAUUGGGGACGAUCUUGGCCACUUACGUCUACAACCUCAAGUGGACGUUGAAGGACGGCAAGAUGCCCGGUGUCGACUACGCGUCGAUGGUGACGUUGCCGUUGGAGCCCGCCGACAUCUUGUGGGAAAAGCGGGAAACCUGCGUGCUCUAA
Diutina rugosa is the source of this 1572-nucleotide messenger RNA. It is a transcript of the gene ERG11, whose product is annotated as sterol 14-demethylase. Lineage: Eukaryota; Fungi; Ascomycota; Pichiomycetes; Serinales; Debaryomycetaceae. Gene Ontology annotation, molecular function: heme binding; monooxygenase activity; iron ion binding. The record is from RefSeq and is a predicted model, not a curated record. The transcript has a single exon. The coding region runs from base 1 to 1572 and encodes 523 amino acids. Gene Ontology annotation, biological process: ergosterol biosynthetic process.